AUGGCAAAGGACUUGGAGGUGCAAGAGGGUGGAGCAUCGGCGGCGAGAGAUUACCAGGAUCCACCUCCGGCGCCAUUGUUUGACAUGGAGGAGCUUGGGAAAUGGUCGCUCUAUAGAGCGGUCAUAGCUGAGUUCGUGGCAACACUUCUCUUCCUUUACGUCUCAAUCCUCACCGUAAUCGGCUACAAAGCUCAGACCGACGCAAACGCCGGAGGAGUUGAUUGCGGUGGCGUUGGGAUAUUGGGUAUUGCGUGGGCUUUCGGUGGAAUGAUCUUUGUUCUCGUUUACUGUACCGCCGGUAUCUCCGGUACGUAA
Messenger RNA from Raphanus sativus (radish), 315 nucleotides. RefSeq names its product probable aquaporin PIP2-4. Lineage: Eukaryota; Viridiplantae; Streptophyta; Magnoliopsida; Brassicales; Brassicaceae. Gene Ontology annotation, cellular component: plasma membrane. Gene Ontology annotation, biological process: transmembrane transport. Gene Ontology annotation, molecular function: water channel activity. The record is from RefSeq and is a predicted model, not a curated record. The transcript has a single exon. The coding region runs from base 1 to 315 and encodes 104 amino acids.